AUGGAUGAGGAAUCAGAUAAUGAUGAUGAUGAAUUUGAUUAUGAAGCUUUGAAAUUUCAACUGGCUCUCUCCAACAUUGAGACUUUGGAGGAGAAUAACAUGUUGAUUGCUGGCCUCUGGCACAAUGGGAGGUAUCAAAAUAAUAAUAUUGCUGAAGCUACAACACAAUCAAUGGUUCGAUUCUCAUUCUCUAGCAACAACCCUUCCUCCUUCCUAACACCAACUCGAUAUGGUCAAACAUUACCUUUGAUUUCAAGAAACAGUCCUUUCAUUCCUUCGUAUUUUCCAAACUCUCCUCGAAUUCCAUCAUCGAGUUUAGGAAACACUCGUCUCAUUCCUUCUUCUCUUCCAAUCUCCUCUCAAAUUUCUUCGUCGAGAUCAUGCAACACUCCUCUCAUUUCGUCUAAUCUUCCAUACUCAUCUCGAAUUUCCUCAUCGAUUUCGGGAAACACUUCUCUCAUUCCUUAUCAUCCUCAUAACGCAAAUCAAAAUUCAUCAUCCAAUGGUGUUAUAACUGGAUAUCAGAAUUCUUCGAGACCAAUUCUUCAAAAUCAAAUGAAUUUUCGAUAUUCUCCAUAUCGUGAUUGUUCCAAUCAUACAAAUAAUAUCAACCAUUUAGUAUUGAAUGAUUCUAAUCCUCGUUCAAGGGUUGAUUUGAAUAGCUACCAAGGUUUGGAGGAUAUUGCUUUACCGAAUGCAAAUCCUAACAAUAAUAAUAACAACACUUUGGUAUUGAAUGAUUCCCAUCCUCCUUUAAGGAUUGAUUUGAAUAACUACCAAGGCCAUGGAAAUUCUAGUUGUGAUUCAACAAUGGAACAUCAUGUGUUUAAUAUUGGAGAAACUGAUGCUUUGAGAGAGCCAGUGACUACCUCUGUUGUAAGUUUUAAUGAAACACAAACUCAAUUGAAAGAGCUACUUCUUUUCAAGGAUGACACAAAUACAUUUCCAACCAGAUCGGUGACUGAAAUUGAUGAUUCAAAUGACGAUGAGCAUUUGGAUCUCUCACUUCAUCUUUAA
Molecule: messenger RNA, 1017 nt
Organism: Lathyrus oleraceus (garden pea)
Lineage: Eukaryota; Viridiplantae; Streptophyta; Magnoliopsida; Fabales; Fabaceae
Exons: 3
Coding region: 1-1017 (338 amino acids)
Source: RefSeq, a predicted model, not a curated record